Molecule: messenger RNA, 2841 nt
Organism: Erinaceus europaeus (western European hedgehog)
Lineage: Eukaryota; Metazoa; Chordata; Mammalia; Eulipotyphla; Erinaceidae
Gene: SDCCAG8
Product: SHH signaling and ciliogenesis regulator SDCCAG8
Exons: 19
Coding region: 267-2534 (755 amino acids)
Biological process (GO): establishment of cell polarity; centrosome cycle; neuron migration
Cellular component (GO): centrosome; centriole
Source: RefSeq, a predicted model, not a curated record
UGGAGCGCGAUGCUUUCUGGGAAUUGUAGUUUAGUUGGAAGCGCAAUUGGGGGCGCUAAGUACAACGGACCCUCAGCCUAGACACUACAUCUCCCGACGUCCACCGAAAGGAGCAGGGGGUGGGGCGAACUCCCUGGAGCUGACUUGGGAGUUCCGUGCUCCCUAAUGACAGCAGCGGCAGGAAGCGGACUAGCGCUUCCCUGGCGCUAAGGCCUCUUGUUCCCUGAGGGGAGAUCACUGGACACUUUUCCACGUAUCUCCCAUCUAUGAGCACCGAGUCUGUGAUCCUGGCGAAGUCCCCGGAGACCUCUACCCUGGAGGAGAUUCUGGGGCAGUAUCAACGGAGUCUCCGGGAACGUGCAACUAAAAGCAUUCAGCAAAUGAAAUGUACCAUAAGAGAAGGUGACAUCACUGUUGAUGAAGAGGCACUGGAUCCUUCUUUGAACACCAGUGAAGGAAGUGAGGACUCCAGGGCUGCCUGGCAUGAGCUACAGCACAGCCAUGCUGUUAACCAGCUCAAGGCUUUGUUGCAUCAACAAGCAACUAAGGAAAGUGAGUUAUCUCCAUCAAAAGGUCAAAAAAUAUACCCUUUGAAGUCAUCAAAAUAUGAAGAAACUAAUAUUCCUACUAUCCACAACCUAGUUCCUAUCAUCAAUGACCAGUCUCAGUACAUUCAUCAUUUAGAGGCAGAAGUCAAGUUCUGCAAAGAGGAACUCUCUGGAAUGAAAAAUAGGGUACAAGUUGUUGUGCUUGAAAAUGAAAGACUCCAACAAGUGCUGAAAUCUCAAAGACAAGAAGAAUCAAUGAGGGAACAAAGACUUCCAGAUAUCUCUGGAAAGAUACAGAGUUCUUGGACUGCAGCAGGUGAAGAUCACUGGGUAGAUGAAGUUUCCAAGAGACCAUUUAUGCAUGGCAAUGCUGAUAUGAUCAAAGUUGCAUCUGCUAGUGAGACUGAAAAAUGGAAACUAGAACUGGAGAGGCUAAAAGUGACUUAUGAGGAAAAGAAUGAAAUCCUGGAAUCUCAACUGAAUCUUCUGAGGAAAGACUUAGCUGAAUAUCAGAAAAAGUGUGAAGAUCUUAAAGAACAGCUAAAGCAUAAGGAGUCUCUUCUUGCUGCUAAUAUUUCUAACCGUGUUGGUGGUCUUUGCUUGAAAUGUGCUCAGCAUGAAGCUGUUCUUUCCCAAACUCAUAAUAAUGUUCACAUGCAGACCAUUGAAAGACUGACAAAGGAAAGGGAUGACUUAAUGUCUGCACUGGUUUCUGUGAGGAGCAGCUUAACAGAUGUGCAGCAAAGAGAAGCCAGUGCUUAUGAGCAGGUGAAGCAAGCUGUGCAAAUGACGGAGGAAGCCAAUUUUGAAAAAACCAAGGCUUUAAUCCAGUGUGAGCAGUUGAAGAAUGAACUUGAGAGGCAGACAGAGCGCCUUGAAAAAGAAUUUGCAUCUCAACAAGAGAAAAGAUCUGUUGAGAAAGAGAUGAUGAAGAAAGAAAUAACAAAAGAAAGGGAGGAGAUGGGAUCAAAGAUGUUGACCCUGUCUCAGAAUAUUGCCCAACUGGAGGCCCAGGUGGAAAAAGCUACAAGAGAGAAAAUUUCAGCUGUUAGUCAAUUUGAAGAAAUUCAAAACCAGCUUACUUCUCAGGAAAUGGAUGUCACAAAGGUGUGUGGGGAAAUGCGCUAUCAAUUGAAUAAAACCAAAAUGGAGAAGGAUGAGGCAGAAAAGGAGCACAGAGAGUACAGAACAAAAACUAAAAGGGAUCUUGAAAUUAAAGAACAGAGAAGGGGAAGUACUCCAGCACCACUGUACCAUCUGUGGGGCUUUGCCUGGCACUGUCAGUGGUACUCUCAUGUGAUGCUGUGCUCAUUCAUGGAAAUAGAGAAAUUGAGAUUAGAACUGAGUGAAAUCAAGCAACACUUGGAACAGGAGCAGCAGAAGGCAGCUCGGGCCAGAGAGGAGUGCCUGAAACUGACAGAACUGCUGGGCGAGUCUGAGCAUCAACUAUACCUCACCAGACUGGAAAAAGAUAGCAUUCAGCAGAGCCUUAGCAAUGAAGCAAAGGCCCAAGCCCUUCAGGCCCAGAAAAGAGAGCAGGAGCUGACACAGAAGAUACAGCAAAUGGAAGCCCAGCAUGACAAAACUGAAAAUGAACAGUUUUCACUGAUGACCUCCCAGAACACAUUUUUGACAAAGUUAAAGGAAGAGUGCUGUACACUAGCCAAGAAACUGGAACAAAUCUCUCAAAAAAGCAGAUCUGAAAUUGUUCACCUUAGUCAAGAAAAAAGAUAUACAUACGACAAAAUGGAAAAGUUACAGCGAAGAAUUGAUGAAUUGGAGGAGCAAUGUGUCCAACAUGGACGGCUACAUGAAAUAAUGAAGCAAAGGCUGAAGCAGCUGGACAAGCACAGUCAGGCCACUGCCCAACAGCUGGUGCAGCUCCUCAACAAACAGAACCAGCUUCUGCUGGAGAGACAGAGCCUGGCAGAAGAAGUGGAGCGUCUCAAGUCCCAGUUACCCAGCAUGCCACAAUCUGAUUGCUGACCUGGAUGAAACAGAGUGAAAUAAAUGAUUUACAAAGAGAUAUUUACAUUCAUCUGAUUUGCACUUAAUAUGCCACAGUGCACUGCGACCUUCCCAACGGACACCACCUCAGACUGCAGCAGGCUGCGUCGUCAUUGCCACAUUCGUUGCUGAAUGGUCCCUGCAAGCUGGACGGGCUGGAGCAGAAGUCUGAUACUAGAUGAGGAGACCUCCUGGUGUAUGUUUUCAGAAAUGGCUUGAAGUUAUGCUUGAAAAUCUGCUCAUUUGUAUGCUAUGUUACAGAUAGGAAUUUAAAUAAAUGAACUUU